AUGCGGUUCCGAGUCGCCGUCCUGGGCUGCGGCGGCGGCGGCUGUAGGUCCCGGCGGGCUGGCGGGACGCGGGCGGCCGCCCCGGAGCGGGACGCGGGUCCUGCUCCACCACCACCCCCACCUCCUCCCUCCAUCCCCGCCGCGGGCCGGGUUCGGAGAGCGGCCCGGCGCGGCGGGGCGCGGGGCCGGGCCCGGCCCGGCGCUGGGGCGGCGCGGCCGCAGACUCGGCUGGCGGCUCACGGCGGCUCUCCUCCCCUCUCUAGGUCCGUAGCCGGAGGCCGCGGCGGGCGCUGCGGUAGGAGCGGCCGCGGGGCCCCGCGGGGGGACGCGGCCCGGCGCUACAGGUGUGCCAAAAUGUCAGAAAGAUCAGAUAUUCUUCACUUCAAGUUUGACAAUUAUGGGGAUUCAAUGUUACAGAAAAUGAACAAACUGAGGGAAGAAAACAAAUUUUGUGAUGUCGUGGUCCAUAUAGAUGAUGUUGAAGUUCAUGGGCAUAAAAUUGUAUUUGCUGCUGGCUCUCCCUUUUUAAGAGAUCAGUUCUUACUAAAUGACUCCAGAGAUGUAAAAAUCUCUAUACUGCAGAGUUCGGAAGUGGGGAGGCAGCUGCUUCUCUCCUGUUACAGUGGCAUUCUGGAGUUUCCUGAAAUGGAACUGGUAAACUACUUGACUGCCGCAAGCUUUCUGCAGAUGAGCCACAUUGUUGAACGAUGUACACAGGCCCUCUGGAAGUUUAUAAAACCGAAGCAGCCACUGGAGAGCAAGGAGUGUGAACAGCAAAGUGACUCCUCUGAGCUGAAGGAACACCAAGGAGACGAUGACUCUCUGCAGCAAGAUUCACCUUGUAUUCAACCUUCAGAAGACAGUAUGGACAUGGAGGACAGUGAUAUUCAGAUCAUCAAGGUGGAGUCCAUUGGGGAGGUAACAGAAGUUAGGAAUAAGAAGGAUCAGAACCAGUUUAUUUCUUCUGAACAAACUGCACUGCAUUCCUCAGAGCCUCAACACUUUCUUAUCAACUCCACUGUUGAAAACAGAGCAAGUGAAAUAGAGCAAAACCACCUCCACAACUAUGCCCUUUCGUAUGCUGGCAGUGAUAACAUCAUUCUGGCCUCUAAAGAUAUGUUCGGACCUAACAACCGAGGCAUAGACAAAGGCCUCCAGUGGCACCAUCAGUGUCCAAAGUGCACAAGAGUAUUUCGGCAUCUGGAAAACUAUGCUAAUCACUUAAAGAUGCAUAAACUCUUUAUGUGUCUUCUCUGUGGCAAGACAUUCACUCAGAAAGGGAAUCUCCACCGGCACAUGAGAGUGCACGCAGGCAUCAAACCGUUCCAGUGUAAGAUCUGUGGGAAAACAUUCUCUCAGAAAUGUUCCUUGCAGGACCAUCUCAACCUGCACAGUGGGGACAAGCCCCAUAAGUGUAACUACUGUGACAUGGUUUUUGCGCAUAAACCUGUUCUGAGGAAACAUCUUAAACAGCUACACGGUAAAAAUAGCUUUGACAAUGCCAAUGAAAGAAACGUUCAAGACAUAACGGUGGACUUCGAUUCAUUCACAUGUAGUGCUGCUACAGACAGUAAGGUCUGUCAGCAAGCUGAUGCAAGCCAGGUACUGGAUGCAGGGAAGCUGCCUCAGGCUGUGCUCAGUUUAAGAAAUGAUAGUACCUGCGUCAAUUAAGCAAUUAAAACCAGCCCUUUGUAGGGAUUGUGAUUGAGGAGCAAACAGUUGGUUUGGGCUCUUACCUAAACUAGUGGUAUGUCCUGAAAGGCUAUGGAUGGAUGGAUGGAUGGAUGGAUGGCAGGUUGGAUUGCAAAACCUGGCAGGUCUUCAGCCAUCAUUCUUAGUCUUACUUGAUAUUUUCUGUGAAUAGCAAUCUUCCUUCAGGUUUCUGUCUGUGUCUCUACUGUGGAUUAUGGGGUUGUUUCAUUUCUCUCUGAUUAGGAGACUCAAGACUAACACCUUUUGAAAGACUGUUGCUGUGGGCUGCAAGUAAACCAUCUGCUGUACAGUUAAAGGCCUCUCUGUGUCUGGGCAGAUGGAGGAAAGAGCAAAGAGGACAAGUCUGUGAGAUAACCCGAUUUUUUUUUUUUUUUUUUUUUUUUAAGCACUGGAUAACUGAAAGCACUCCAUAUAGUCAAAUUUUAAACUUACCUCUUAAAAUUAUCUUUCUUUGAUCUUACCCCUAGACCCCUACAGUUGAAAUGAAGUAUUUUUGUGUCACUUUUUUGCCCUUCCUGAACUAUUUCAAGAAACUUCUGCUGCCAAUCAAUGCUAUCUUAAAAGCUCUCAGGGUUUUUAACCUCAACAUGCAUUAUGAAAAGAGAAAACCCUAAAUGAUUUGGCAGGGUUAGCUGAUUGUUGCAUAGAACUGUUCAAAAUGAGAAUAAAUUGCAGCUUGGGACUGUGAGAGCCCGGUGCCUGGAGUGCAAGUAUGACCUAUUUCUUAGGCUGUCAUACCUAGGAUUUUUAAAGGGCACUUAUCAGUGUGUGUACUGAGACAAACUAAACACUUGCUAAAAGUUAUCAUCCAUCUUCCAUCAAGUUUGCAUCACAUAAGCCACAACAGUUGUUGGUUUUAGAGCAAAGCUAGAGUGGAGAAAUACUGCUUUUUGACACUGUGAAAAGGAUCUGUUUCAAAAGCUGCAAUUUAUAACAACUCCAUGUUUUUCUUUUUUUGUUUGUUUUUAUUUUUUUUGUUCCCUUUAGUUCUUGUAUAGCUCUCCUGGGUAUCCAAUAAGGGCCAUGUGUCAGUUAACAUGAAAAAAGAAACAAAAAUACGUGCCAUAGGAACAUUAACAACAUAAAAUUUUUUGAUUUCUUGGACGUUCAAACAAUACUUUUUUUUUUUUUUUUUAAGUGACCUGCAUAGUUCAUGACCCUUAGUGUUUUACAGAGCCUAGGAUGAGGUAUAGGUAGCACAAUUUCCAUAGGCUAAUAUAUCAGCUAUUGACUGUACUCAGCAAUACCUCUUGUAUACCGCCUUAAACAUCACAUGUAGCGGGAAUGGCAUGUUAAUUGGGAUUCUGGGAUUAUACCGUAUUGCUUCUCAAAAGUGCCGUGGAAUUAUCCGCAUCCCAAUCAGGCUGAAAGAAACUAAUUUAUCCGAGGAACACCAUUCCCAGUAGAACAGCACUCUUAUUGCAUUGAAGUGUAGCAUAGACUAAUAAUCAAAUGGCUGAUCCUCAGUAGAGAACUGCUGUUUGUGUUUGGAAUAAGUACUUCUUCCAAUGCAGCUCUUUUCCACAAGGUUUGCCAUGAGGCUGAGAUUAUGCUUCCUACCUAGAAGUAGUACUGUUUGUGUGUUUGAAUGAGGGGGUGGGGGUGAAAGGCUGCUAUUGUAUGGUUAAAAAUGCUAAACAGGUAUGACCAAAGGUGUGUUAGAGCAAAAAAUGUUUUGUAUGUAAUUAUCAAAAGUUGGUCUUGAUCUUCAGAUAUGUGUGUGUAGAAACCAGGAUUUCCUUACGCAGGCAUUACACUGAUGGACGAUAAAAAACGUUAAUGUUGCAGAACAUUUUCAUAAGUCCACGUACUUUCAAGUAGAAAAGCAAGGUGAUUCUGUGAAUCAGUUUUUGCAAUUGAGUUCUUAAACUACUGUACUUGACUGUUAUAUGAACUAUUACAUGGACAGCUAUGAAGUAAGCAAUGGAAGUGGAGUCAGGGCAUUACAUCUUUCAAGUUGUAGCAAAUAUAUUUAGGCCUAAAAUCUAACUAUUUGGAACUGUUAAAAAUUAUUGUUCAGGUUCCUGGGGCAGAAGAUAGGUUUGCAUGGGAAGAAAAACUGUUUUCUCUUAAAGUCACCCGCUUUCAGAAUUGUUUUGAACUAAAACUGACCAUGACAGUUGCAUCUGACACUUGCAUUCUGUCUUCAGGCAGAAUCUUCUGUAUUGUUCAAAUGUUUUGAUGAUAUAUUAUUCAUUAUAUGGAAUUAAGUUAUAGUGCCAACGUCAAAAUGAAGAUAGACAUGGUGAAUAAGAGUUUGCAGAGCCAGGUCAACGUGCUGUAAGGGACUAGUGAACAAUUUAACCAGAUAUGAAUAUGGACACGAUAAAGAAAAUGGUCUUCUGCCAGAGAAACGAAUAAAACUGUACAAAUGCUAGAAAAAGUGGCAGCAAGAUGGACAGUACUGAAAGCUUUGUCUAUCUGGGAAGUUUUUUUUUUGUGGAAUUACGAAGCUGUAACGUUACUGUAAGGAGAAUACAGCUUGUUGAAGUAGCUGUGGGUGACCUGAAGCUGAUCCGAAGAGACAAGGGGUUUCUUAAGAAACAAAAAAAUUACUUGGUCAAGAUAUAUAGGUUUUUCCAUCCAUGCUGUGCUGUGGUGAUGUCAACGUCUGAGAAGGCUGAGACGGGUGGCUGUUGAGUUAAAAGGCUGCUUGUGGUCAUGUGGUGAGACCAUGGCAGAAAUAAAUAGGAAAAAGCAGAAAUGCAGAAGACUGCUUCUUCAGUGAAAAUGGACACAUCUGUUGGAUGAAAAAUGACUUCUUGCUAAUGUCUGUGCUUUUGGCCUAGCAAAAGGCUGCAGACCAAAAGAUUUAUGCAGGAGACUCCAUGACUCCAGAAACUCUGGAGAUCUAAGAGGGCAAUACACUGAUGGCACUGUGCAAAGUGUGCUGGUGGUAGAGUUGAUUUAAGACUUGCCCCUAUGUGGAACAGACAAGUGAAGAGCAUAGAAGGGGUAUUAGCAAAGAAAAAUCUGGCAAAUGUUUCUUCUCUGAAUUACAGAUUUAAAUGGUGUGAGAAUUAUUAUAAAUGGAGUAUACAGAGGCAGCUCGAUUAUAGGAUAAGAACCUAAUUGUCCAUGUAUGUAAAAUGUUGUCUUCAUUGCAAUGUUCCAAUUAGUGAAAGACUAGAUCCAUUGGUUGUUGCUACUGAUGCUGCAUAUUCAGAUGAGGACUAUGACAAUUAUCAUAAUCUGUGUGUUAAUGUGUAGAAUACUAUUUGCUGGUAAGUGGAUAGUCUCACAACUUAAUGUGCUGUACAACUUCCUGCAUAUCCUAAAAAUAACUGAAGUCUAUUACAAAAAUAUUUUAAUAA
Messenger RNA from Tyto alba (common barn owl), 5027 nucleotides. RefSeq names its product zinc finger and BTB domain containing 26 (gene ZBTB26). The coding region runs from base 1 to 1671 and encodes 556 amino acids. Gene Ontology annotation, molecular function: protein binding. Lineage: Eukaryota; Metazoa; Chordata; Aves; Strigiformes; Tytonidae. Gene Ontology annotation, biological process: regulation of immune system process; negative regulation of transcription by RNA polymerase II; regulation of cytokine production. The record is from RefSeq and is a predicted model, not a curated record. The transcript is spliced from 2 exons.